Molecule: messenger RNA, 2671 nt
Organism: Darwinula stevensoni
Lineage: Eukaryota; Metazoa; Arthropoda; Ostracoda; Podocopida; Darwinulidae
Source: the annotation of a GenBank genome assembly
AGGUGUGGAUCAUUUCAAGUGUACCAGUAUGUGACAGGUGAAUCAUGAACUCAAUAGAGAGGAGACAGUGUGAUACCCUCAGAGUUCGUAAUAUCUGGACCUCCAUUGAGCACAUCAAGCAGCAAAAACAAGUAGCCAACUCUGAGAGGCUCUCCAAAUUGUGCCUCAGAGAGUAUGGGACACCUGAAGAGGAAGUUGAGAAGGACUUGGUGAAAGCUGUCCAUGAUGGCCUGGUUGCAAAAUCCCAGAGUGUGGCACACAAAGGCUCAAAGCCUGGAACUGAGCAAGUGGCAUACAGAAUUCCAAAGGAUGGUCCGGAGAAGGAUGAUCAUGACUGGUACUGCUUUAAGUGCCACAAGCCCGGGUCAGUUCUCCUUUGUAGUCAAUGUCAGCGAGUCUAUCAUCCUGGCUGCCUUCAAGAGAAGCCCAAAGCCUCAAAUGCAUCUCAGUUCAAAUGCCCUGUAUGUAUCAACAUAGCAGAAGGGCCAAAACUUUUCAAGAUUAAAAAUGGGAAAUUGAAUCACCUGCUGGGGUUCACCUGCAAGCUACUUACGGAACGGGCAGUAGAAAUUGAGAAGCUGAGCACUGGAAGACUCAAGGAAGAGGAGAUGUGGAUGUAUGAUCUCCUUGUGUUUCGGCAUCAGGACUUUGCGUCCAUUUGCAAGAAAGUCCAUGAGAAAGUCUAUACAUGCACAGAGGAGUUCAUGGCAGAUAUCCUGCAGAUUCAACACAACAACUGUGUCUUCUUUGGCCCUGAAAGUCUCCCUGGUGCACUCAGUGCAGUUAUGGUCAAUGAAUGCCAAUAUGAAAUUGAUGAAAUGAAGCUGUGUCGAGAUUGCUACCUCACAUCCAACGUGAAGAUGGAUAAUUGGUUUUCUCAGCCAUGUCGACCUCCGCACAAGCUUGUCUUUGCCAAGCAGACUGGGUUCCCCUUCUGGCCUGCAAAGGUCAUGCGUGAAUUGGAAAAUGAUGUCAAUAUUCGUUUUUUUGGCUGUUCACAUGAAAGAGCUCUGUUGAGCAAGACUGCCAUCAUGCCCUUUGACACACCUGCCUCUGUACUCAAGACUAAGAAGACACCAACAUUCAAAAAGGCCUGGGAAGAAGUAGAACAACUUCAGGAAGCUAUGGAGAAGGUGAAAGAUGAUCCCAGGUUCACUAACCCAAAUUUUGAAUCAGACAUAGAGGAAGAAAGAUCUGUUUCUACACCAGCACCUAAGCGUAGAGGACGCCCUCCACGUCCCAAGGUAGAAAAGAUGGAAGAGGAUGAGCAAAGCCAGAAGAAAGAGAAUGAAGGGGAUAAUAAAAAGCAAAAGAAAGAGAAUGAACCUGAAAACAAGAAACAGAAGAAGGAAAAGAAUAAACUCAUUGAGCAAGAUGCUCGUACAGACAGGAACAGAAUUGUUCUUGAACGGGAAGCUCGAAAACGAAAGAGGCAAACUCAGACACCUGUGAAUGAGGAAUCUGUGGUUUCCUCCACUACAAAUCAGGAAGCUGAAGCCCCAUCUCCUUCCAAAAGACUCAAGAAAGAAAUCCCAGAAGACUCGGGAACAGGGAAGGAACGGCCACCGCACCACACGAGCUACCCAGACUCGACAACCAAAGAGACCAAGUCAUGCCCCAAGUGUGGAUUUCAUGUUCCUCUACCACCCAGACGAUCUCCAGACAAUGCAUCUAAGACUGGGGUCCCAUCUCCUAAAACCCAGGAGAAGGAUGAGAAGCUUCGGCUGUUGAGAGAAGAAGUCACCCGACUACAAAAGGCUCUUGGUGAGAGGGAUCGACGGAUUGGAAACCUUGAGAACCUUCACAAGCAGGAGAUUUCAGAGACCAAGAAGAAGCAAUGGUGUUACUAUUGUGAAAGUGAGGCCAUCUAUCAUUGCUGUUGGAACACAGCCUACUGCUCCACUCACUGCCAACAGCUUCACUGGCAGGCUGAGCAUCGGAAGCUUUGCAAGCGCAAGCGAUAGAAGGCUGGCAUGCAGUGCUCCAAUUGUUUUGUUUUGCACUCCUUGGAAAAUGCAACCCUGUAAGACUUUAGUCACCUCAGUUUUUUUCACCUAUUUCUCAAUAGAAACAUUCUGUGAUUUGUGUUGUUCUGGAGCCUGGACAAUUUGUGAAGUUAAGUCAAUGGCCUUGACUUAGGAAGUACAAUGAUCAUUUUUGAUAUUUUUUGUCUACCCAUGUGUUGCUUGAAAGGAUCUGUGCCUGAGACCCAUGUUUCUUCCCCCCACCUUUCUCUGAGAGCUAUCAUUCCUCAGGGGCUCAGAAGCAAUGCGGUUUAACCAUAAGCAUAGUGUAGGCAAGAAGUGGGGGAGACCACAGCAACUCUGGGACAUUCCUGUCCUUGACAUUAUGUGUAUGGGAUUAACACACUAAUUUAAUGUUGAGGAAUUCAACAUGAAAAAAGUUAUUCAAUUGGCAAAAAAAAAUGCCAGGCACAUUUACUGACACUUAACAUUUUUGUCCUAGCUCUGUUCCAAUUGUUAUAUCUGUAGUUACAGUUGAACCACAUCUGCACCAUGUCAGUAUUAAAUUUUAGGGAAGGAAAAAAAAAAGAUGGGUUGCACCGCUGUGCUUCUGAACUCCCCCUUGUUGGUUUCUAUAGGCAUUGCUAUCUCAGUAGGGCUAUCUCUUUGUGGUGUCGUUUUUCGGAAAUAAAUUCAUUCACAGCCGU